Topomyia yanbarensis is the source of this 3409-nucleotide messenger RNA. RefSeq names its product spondin-1. Bases 238 to 2925 code for a protein of 895 amino acids. Gene Ontology annotation, biological process: cell adhesion. Lineage: Eukaryota; Metazoa; Arthropoda; Insecta; Diptera; Culicidae. The record is from RefSeq and is a predicted model, not a curated record. The transcript is spliced from 8 exons. Gene Ontology annotation, molecular function: serine-type endopeptidase inhibitor activity. Gene Ontology annotation, cellular component: extracellular matrix.
UCGCAUUAUCAUUCUGGCACUUGCAGCACGGAUUGUUCAGUUUAUUCUCAACCGUCGAACGGCACGGACGCGAAUUUUCCAAAGUGAAAGAAUCUGCUAAGAGCUCUUGUUCAGACAGAGAAGUGCUGAAAGACAACAACCCACUUUCGAAGAAAUAAGAUCAACAGGUACUCAAUCCUCGCCGUAAUUGGUUUCCGUCUUCGGGACGAAUGUAGUUCAUACCAAGCUGUACAAUCAAUGAAUCCAAACACGACGGCGACAGUAAGCGUUUUCAAAUCCCUCAAGGCAUCGCUGGUGUACAGUCUGCUGAUACUGGUACUGGUGCUGGUGUUGGCCGGGCAGCACGCCACAGCCGCCGGACGAUGUGACCGCACACCGGAGGGAGCCGGAGCAAGCAAAUCGCCCGCCGAUGGCCGCUUUCGGUUGCGUAUCUCCGGAAAUCCGGAGAAAUACGUACCCGGGGAAUCCUACACAAUCAGCCUCGUUGGCAUCCGGUCGAUGCAGGUCCCGCACAAGUUCUCCGGCUUCUUCCUGGCAGCCGAAAAGGAGCUGUCACUGAAUCGACCCGACCAACCGGGCAAUGGAGACAUUCACAGUGUCGGCACGUUCCAGUUACUGGGUGAUGCUCAGACUAAGUUCAGCGAGCGCUGCCCGAACGCCGUAACGCAGACCAGUUCGAUUCCGAAGAGUGAAAUCGAGGUAAACUGGAUUGCACCACCGGCGAAAAGUGGCUGUAUAGCGAUUCGGGCUACCGUUAUCGAGCAUCGGGAUGUGUGGUACAUGGACGAUGGUCCACUGAGUAAGGUUCUCUGUGAGGACGAAGCGGACUCGGUGGAUACGCAGCCGGCGGUUCUGAAGGAGUGCUGUGCCUGCGAUGAGGCCAAGUAUGAGUUGACUUUCGAGGGACUGUGGUCCCGGCACACGCAUCCGAAGGAUUUUCCCUCGAAUGCAUGGCUGACGAGGUUUAGCGAUGUGAUCGGAGCCUCGCACACCGUUGACUACCGGUUCUGGGAGUACGGACAGGUCGCGAGUGAAGGAUUGAAGCAAGUUGCGGAACAUGGAUCUACGAGGAUGCUGGAGAGCGAGUUGAAAAAUCAGAGCGACAAAAUUCGCACCAUCAUCAAAGCCCGUGGCAUAUCCUAUCCGAAUGUGACGGGAAAAACUUUCGCUGUAUUCCGAGUGGACUCCAAUCAUCACCUGGUUUCGAUCGUGUCAAUGCUUGACCCUUCUCCCGAUUGGAUAGUGGGAGUAUCGGGACUGGAGCUCUGCCUAAUGAAUUGCUCCUGGAUCGAGAAUAAAAUCCUUAACCUCUAUCCUUGGGAUGCCGGCACGGAUAGCGGUCCGACGUACAUUUCGCCAGAUCAACCCACCAAUCCACCGGAUGUAAUUCGAAGAAUCAAGGCAAACUUUCCGAACGAUCCGCGAUCACCGUUCUAUGAUCCCAGUGGUACCGAGAUGAAGCCGCUGGCUAGGAUUAAUUUUUCCCGACAGAGAUUGUACGAAAAGAACUGUGAUUCGGAGAAUGAAGAGGACAAUGAAAGCAAGCAGGCUUGCGAGACAGAGUCCUGGGGUGAGUGGACCGAAUGUAGCUCCCGUUGUGGCAAGGGCAAACAAACCCGUCGCCGCACUUACAAGUAUCCGAUGAAGGCAAAGCAAGCGGAAUGCAAAAAGAAAUUGUUCGAUCGUCGGCCGUGUGUCGGAAGUGAAAGAGAUUGCGAGUACCAAACCAGCCAGGAGCUUGACGAAACAUAUCAGAGUGAUCCGGAGUGCGAAGUGACCGAGUGGGGACCGUGGAGUGAAUGCAGCACACCUUGCGGCAAGGGAAACAAGACACGUUCUAGGAAGUAUAAGAAGAAGGGUGCUCGGAAGAAGUGUGAACGAAUGCCGACCCCACCGAUGCUGCAGCAGACCGUGCCGUGCAGUAAGGAGUGUGCUGGAGAUAUUUCGCAACCGGUGAUUAGUGCAGAUAUCAAUCCCAAGUGUAAGAUGACUCAGUGGUCGGAGUGGGGACCGUGCAGUGUGACUUGUGGGCUUGGUCGAAUGAUGCGCACCAGGAUGCCGAUUAGCAAGUCGCUAAACACGAGACAGCAUUACAAACGAUUUGUCAACUACUACUUAACGAAGCGACGUCCAACUACGGAUGAGGACGACGAAGAAGAAGAGGAAGAAGACGAUACGGAAAAUAGCCUUCAAAUAACGGAUCCAAAUGAUCCGUGCUUUGGCGUUGAGACUGUUGAGGAAGUUACCUGCGGACAUGAUCUUCCAGCCUGUGACGGGUUGUACGGUGUACCGGAACUUUGCUACCUGGAACCGAAGCCCGGAAACUGUCGCGACUCGCAAACUCGUUGGUAUUUCGACAAUGUCAAAAACGAUUGCUCGAUUCUGUUCUUCACUGGUUGCGGUGGUAACAACAACAAUUUCAUGUCACGGGAGGACUGUUUGGAUACAUGUAGCAAAGAUCGGAAGUUUACCAACAUCCCUAUCCGGGACCAGAUCAGCACUAACUCGGACUAUGCGUCCGACUUCAAGCAGGACUGCAAGACGUCCCACUGGAAGAGAGGUCCCUGUAACGCUACUUGUGGUGAGGGAUAUCGCGUGAAGAGCCGAACGAUUUUGGUUCACCCAACCAACGGAGGCCAGCGCUGUCCCCGGAAGCUUCGCAAAAUGGAACGCUGCUUCGUGCACUGUGACUCCUCCCGGCAUGACACCAACCCGUCGUGGGGACCCAGCACCCGCUACUCACCGGAACCGAUCGAAUGCGAGUACUCGGCCUGGUCGGCGUGGUCACCCUGUAGCAAGACGUGCGGUGAGUUCGCCGUCCAACAGCGCACCCGAUAUGUUUUGAAUCCGGAAAACACCCGCUACUGUCCUCAUCGGCUUGAGGAGCGGAAAUGUGAUAUCAUGCCUUGCUUGCUGGGCAAUUGAGGGGGCCCGUUGAGGCCGUGAUGAUGGAGACGGGAGAGGAGAAGGCGAGCUACGCCGGUGGUUUUGUUUUUCUUUUUCAAUCACUACAUACUUAUUAAACAGGUAUUUGAAUAUACAGUGUAGUAAGUUUUUCGUUCAAGUACGUAAUCAUAGUUAUAGUGAAGCUUAUCUGUUGAUUUUUUUCUUGGUUCGUCUAGAGGAUCCUAGGCACUGCGACCAGAAAUCAUCAGCUAUAAUUACGGUAACAACUUUUGUACAAGGAGAGAGAACGCUAUAAUCAAAUCGACACUAACACUGUAGAGUUACUACAAACAUAAAUUUAGUCUAUUGAUUAUAACUGACGAAUAAAAUGAUCUUAGGUAAUAGUUUUGACGUGAAUCAACUGAUGUAAUAUCAUGAACAACAACAAUAAAAGAAAAAGUGAUGUAAUGUUUUAUGCACAAAUCAAAAGAACAAAUACAUAUUGUAACACGUCUUCAAACAA